Molecule: messenger RNA, 1590 nt
Organism: Triticum turgidum subsp. durum (durum wheat)
Lineage: Eukaryota; Viridiplantae; Streptophyta; Magnoliopsida; Poales; Poaceae
Source: the annotation of a GenBank genome assembly
AUGGACGACCUCGACACCUCCUCCGAGUUCGACCCCACCACCCCGCACAGCCAGGAGGGCGCGCCAGAUACCGCCCGCAGCGCCAGUCUCGUGGGGAACCCCUUCGACGACCAGCUGUUCGACCUGGUGCGGCCUGACGCUGUUGAUGAGCUGCGCGCCAUUGCUGAGCGGAUGGGGCGCGCUGGCUAUGCAAGUGAGCUCGUGCAGGUUUACUGUGGCAUCCGCCGGGACCUGCUUGAUGAGUGCCUCACAGUUCUGGGGGUCGAGCGUCUCAGCAUCGAUGAGGUUCAGCGUGUGGAGUGGAAGCAGCUGAAUGACAAGAUGAAGAAAUGGGUGCAUGGCGUCAAGACGGUUGUCCGCUCCCUGCUGACAGGCGAGCGCCGGCUCUGUGAUCAGGUGCUCGCAGUGUCCGAUGAGCUGCGGGACGAGUGCUUUGUUGAAUCCACCAAGGUUUGCAUAAUGCAGAUUCUUAACUUUGGGGAUGCUGUGGCUGUGUGCCCUCGUUCGCCCGAGAAGGUGUCCCGGAUUCUUGAUAUGUAUGAGGCACUUGCUGAGGUAAUUCCUGAGCUCAAGGAACUGUACUAUGGGACUCCUGGGGAUGAUGUGAUCUGUGAUUUGGAGGGGGUCCUUGGGAGGCUUGGGGAUGCAGUCAAGGGUAACCUUCUUGAGUUUGGGAAGGUUCUACAGCAGGAGUCGUCACGCCGGCCUAUGAUGGCUGGUGAGAUCCACCCAAUCACACGUUAUGUGAUGAACUAUCUUAGGCUGUUGGUCGUUUACAGUGAUACGCUUGACAAACUCUUGGAUGAGGAUGCUGCCGGAGAUGCUGAUCAUAAUGCUUCAAAUGGAGGUGCUGAUGAUGACGAGGAGUAUCUGCAGAGCUUGACCCCACUUGGACAUCGGUUGGUGAAGCUCAUGUCUUACUUGGAGGCCAAUUUGGAGGAAAAAUCUAAACUGUACGAGGACGGUGCACUCCAGUGUAUAUUUUCCAUGAAUAAUACACUUUAUAUUGUCCAAAAGGUGAAGGAUUCCGAGCUCAGGAGGAUUUUAGGUGAUCAUUGGACACGGAGGCGCCGUGGAAAGAUUCGGCAAAAUUCCAAGAGCUACCUUAGGAUAUCGUGGACAAAGGUUUUGUCCUAUCUCAAGGAUGAUGGUCAUGGCAGUGGGAGUGUAAGUCUUGGGAAUUCAAGCUCGAGGGUCAAAGAGAAAUUUAAGAACUUCAACUUUGCCUUUGAUGAGAUUUACAGGAGUCAAACGCUUUGGAAGGUACCGGAUCCUCAACUCCGUGAAGAGCUCAAGAUAUCUAUAUCUGAAAAUGUGAUUCCAGCAUAUCGUGCUUUUCUGGGUAGAUAUGGUAGUCUAGUGGAUAAUGGAAGAAGUUCUGUUGGAAUAACUUGCAGAAGAUGUGGGAAAAGGGCAUGUUUAGGCCGCAAACCAGAAGUAACAGAGUUUGCCAUUUGCAUGCUUAGAGAAAACGAAGUGAAACAAACAUGUCUUAUGAAAUCGAUGAAGCUACGGAUCAUAAAACUGACCAUAGUGCAAAAUCCGACAGAUCGUACUGUUGAAGAAAAGUCUGUAACAAAGGUUACUUAA